Messenger RNA from Saccostrea cuccullata (small rock oyster), 2609 nucleotides. RefSeq names its product troponin I-like. The transcript is spliced from 16 exons. NCBI's taxonomy places the organism in Eukaryota, Metazoa, Mollusca, Bivalvia, Ostreida, Ostreidae. Gene Ontology annotation, biological process: muscle contraction. The record is from RefSeq and is a predicted model, not a curated record. Gene Ontology annotation, cellular component: troponin complex. Bases 242 to 1399 code for a protein of 385 amino acids.
CACAGAUUCCUAAACAUUCAGACGAACAAGAAGAUCUGUCAAAAAUAUUGGGAAUUUCUUUUUGUAAACUUUCGAGUUCCUUUCCCUCAAAAUUUUUGUUUUUCUUCAGAUUUGGAUUGGAGGAUAAUUAAGUAGUUUCAUGUGUUUUGGAGUAAAUCACUGUGUUACUGCUUUAUAGUUUGUGUAAGCACUAAAAAACUUGGGCUUUCAUUUUCGUAGGGACUAAUCCACACAUAUCAUCAUGAGCACAUUAGAAGAGAGACGCGAGGCCCGUCGUCGCAGGCGGCAACAGGAGGAAGCUGGGCUACAGUUGACCAGCGAAGAAGACUUUCACCUACAGGAACGUCUAGAACGACGCAGAAAAGAACGGGAAGAAAGGUUGAAGCUCAUAGCUGCCGGGGUAAAUGCAAUUAACGGGGAGGAUGAGCUCGAACGUCGACGCAGGGAGAGGCGAGAAAUGAGGCUCAGGUCCUCGGAGACCACAGAGGAAACCACCACCAGUCGCCGCAGUCGCCGCCGAGGUACAGAGGACGAAACUGAUGCCACUGAGGAAUCAUCAUACACAAGCACGCGUUCACGUCGCCGACGCGGAUAUGACGAGGAGGACACCCCAGCAGCUCCCGAAGAACCACAAGUAGACCCAGAGGAGGAAGCUCGCAAGCGUCGAGCAGCACAAGCCGAGCAGGACAGGCUCGAGGAAGAGGAGCGAGCUCGCAAAGAGGAGGAGGCAGAAGAACGGGCGAGACAGGAGGAGAUCAGGAGACAACAGGAGGAAGAGAGAAGGAGACAGGACGAGGAAAGAAGAAGGCAAGAGGAGGCAGAACGUGCUAAGAGGGAAGAAGAAGAGAGAAUCGAGCGCGAGCGAUUGGAACGUGAAGAGGCGGAGCGAGAAGAAGCAGCAAGAAGGAUGGAAGAAGAACAAAAGAAGAGAUCUCGCAAGAGGAAAGGGUUGGGAGGCCUAGACAAAGAAAAGAAGAAUAAACUCAAAGCUCUCAUUAUGGCCAAAGCAGCAGAGGAUUUGAGAAACGAAGCUAAGGCUAAGGCAGAGGAGAAGGAGAGAUACAUCAAUGAAAGAGUUCCACCCUGUGACACUGCAGGCAAAGACAAGGCUGCGCUGGCCAAACUGUGUAAGGAUCUGCAUACCUUAGUGGCCACUCUAGAAGAAGAACUGUAUGACUGGAACAUGAAAGUCAGAAAACAGGAAGCAGAAAUCAACUCUCUAACUCUUAAGGUCAACGAUUCCAAAGGAAAAUUCAUUAAACCAGUUCUUAGAAAAGUCAACAAAGAGAGCAAAUUUGAUAAGCUUAAGAAAGAUAAGUCAGAUUUUCGUGGCAAUUUGAAGUCAACAGGCCAGAGUAAAUAUGCAUUAGAUGAAGAAGGAGAAGAAAAGGCGGAAUAAAUUAUCACCAUGGUUUCUACGCUAGCUAAAUAUUGAGAAAUAGACAAAGAAGAGCUGAUUAUAGCAAUAAUGAAGAAUUUAGAAAGGAAACAUCAUUAUUUGGCGAUUAUCCUGUAGUAACCCACGAUUUCAACGUUCUCUUCCUGUGUGACUCCAAUGUUCUUCGACCUACAUUUGUUUUAAUUAUUUUGGACACAUGCAGUAUAAAAAUGUUUCAUAUUUCGAACUCUUUUUAAUUUUUCUGAAGCAUUGUUUUGACUGGACUGUGGCUAAUUUCUCAUAGCAAGUGUAAAUUUAGAAUGUAUAAUGUAAACAUGUUAGCUAUCUCAUACAAAUGUAUGGUAAUAUUAAAUGAUUACAAUGUAAUGUGGUUAUGAAUGUAUGAAAGUUUUUUCUUAUUACUGAAAGGGAUAGUUUCACAAACAUAUUGUGAAUUGCAUAUUCAUUUUCGUAGUCAAAGGUGCUGUGUAAUAUGGAAUUCUAUUUUAAAUUUUAGUUUUGUUUAUUGAAACUUAUUUAUCCUGCCAAAAAAUAUUUUAUUGCUGCAUGCUUGUACAUGUAAAUCUUUGAUUUUUCCAAUAGACAACAAAUUAUAUUGGAAUAUGAAAUUUUUUAACAUCAAAAAUGUUAAUAAAAGGUGGAAAGAUAUAUUCUACCUUUGGUCUUUUUUAGGAUUAAUUGCCUACAGAUGUUUUUUAACCACUAAUUACUUUAUAGAGCCUUUUAGAUAUAUCUGUUUCAUUUAUUCUAUUUAUUGUGACAGUUGCUGUGUAUAUGUAAAUAUGUGUGACCUAGCUAUAGACUCCUUGCUCAAGACUAGCAGCAAGGAUUAAUAUAAUACUGCAAUUAAUUAAUGUUCAAAUUAUUUAAUAUAAUAUAUAUGUUUCAUAGAUAAUAUUCAAGAUUUAUCUAUAUAAUGUUCCUAAUUAUAAUGAUUUUUAAAAAAUAUUGCUUCCAACAUAUUUAAUUUUUGUCUUAGGCAAACAGUAUACCCAUUGAAAACUGCAAAAUGCUUUGGCCAAUUAUGAAGAACCCAACCCUUUAUUUAUACACAGUUUUUGUCCAUUGGGUGGAAACUUGUGUUUAACUUUGACCAGGAUGAAAUAUGACAUCCAAUAUGUAAUUUGUUUUCUUUAGUGAAAAGAAGUUUCUGUAAGAUCUAGAUGGGAUAUUUUGUUCGAGCAAUAAACUCAUUCCUUGCCAAAAAGAA